AUGAUGAUGGACCUUUUUGAAACUGGUUCCUAUUUCUUCUACUUGGAUGGAGAAAAUGUUACUCUGCAGCCGUUAGAAGUGGCAGAGGGCUCCCCUUUGUAUCCAGGGAGUGAUGGUACCCUGUCCCCUUGCCAGGACCAAAUACCCCCGGAAGCUGGAAGCGACAGCAGUGGAGAGGAACACGUCCUGGCACCCCCGGGCUUGCAGCCUCCCCAUUGUCCAGGCCAAUGUCUGAUCUGGGCUUGUAAAACCUGCAAGAGAAAAUCUGCUCCCACCGACCGGCGGAGAACCGCCACUCUGCGCGAGAGGAGGCGGCUAAAGAAAAUUAACGAGGCCUUCGAGGCACUGAAGCGGAGGACUGUGGCCAACCCCAACCAGAGGUUGCCCAAAGUGGAGAUUCUGCGGAGCGCCAUCAGCUACAUUGAGCGGCUGCAGGACCUACUGCACCGGCUGGAUCAGCAGGAGAAAAUGCAGGAGCUAGGGGUGGACCCCUUCAGCUACAGACCCAAGCAAGAAAAUCUCGAGGGCGCGGAUUUCCUGCGCACCUGCAGCUCCCAGUGGCCAAGUGUUUCGGAUCAUUCCAGGGGGCUUGUGAUAACUACUAAGGAAGGAGGGACAAGCAUAGAUGCGUCGGCCUCGAGCAGUCUUCGAUGUCUUUCUUCCAUUGUGGACAGUAUUUCCUCCGAGGAACGCAAACUCCCCUGCGUGGAGGAGGUGGUGGAGAAGUAA
Tupaia belangeri chinensis (Chinese tree shrew) is the source of this 729-nucleotide messenger RNA. RefSeq names its product myogenic factor 6 (gene MYF6). NCBI's taxonomy places the organism in Eukaryota, Metazoa, Chordata, Mammalia, Scandentia, Tupaiidae. Gene Ontology annotation, molecular function: protein dimerization activity; RNA polymerase II cis-regulatory region sequence-specific DNA binding; DNA-binding transcription factor activity, RNA polymerase II-specific. Gene Ontology annotation, biological process: muscle organ development; skeletal muscle cell differentiation; positive regulation of skeletal muscle fiber development. The record is from RefSeq and is a predicted model, not a curated record.